UGCGGUUCUAAUCAACCUUCCUCGGCUCCUCUUAGCCCCCCGUGGCCCUUCUCACCCCCCUCAGUGUCCCUCGGCUCCUCUCAGACCCCUUCCACUCCCGUCUUCUUCCCGCAGUCCCCCUUGUCACCCCUGAGCGCUCUCGUCUCUCCCGAGCUCCCCUGAUACUCCCUGAGCGCCCCGCUUCUCCCCUGGUCACCCCACAACCCCCUCAGCGCCCCCCUGCCGCCCUCAGCUCCCGCCGAGAUGGAUGAUGAACCCGAGCGGACCAAGCGCUGGGAAGGAGGCUACGAAAGAACAUGGGAAAUUCUUAAGGAAGACGAAUCCGGGUCGUUGAAAGCAACCAUCGAGGACAUUCUCUUCAAAGCAAAGAGGAAAAGACUCUAUGAACACCAUGGACAAGUCCGGCUUGGAAUGAUGCGUCACCUUUAUGUGGUUGUUGAUGGAUCAAGAACAAUGGAGGACCAAGACUUAAAACCGAACAGACUUACUUGCACUCUGAAGUUACUGGAAUAUUUUGUUGAGGAGUACUUUGACCAGAAUCCUAUUAGUCAGAUUGGAUUAAUUGUAACCAAGAGUAAAAGAGCGGAAAAAAUGACAGAACUCUCAGGAAACUCAAAAAAGCAUGUAACUGCUCUGAAGAAAGCAGUGGAUAUGAGCUGCAGUGGAGAGCCUUCUCUGUAUAAUUCCCUAAAUUUGGCCAUGCAGACUUUAAAGCACAUGCCAGGACAUACAAGCCGAGAGGUUUUGGUAGUCCUCAGCAGUCUGACGACAUGUGAUCCUGCCAACAUCUAUGAUCUAAUUAAGUGUUUAAAAGCAGUAAAGAUCAGAGUGUCUGUCAUCGGCUUAAGUGCUGAAGUUCGAGUUUGUACAGUACUUGCCCGAGAAACUGGUGGAACUUACCACGUUAUUUUAGAUGAAGGUCAUUAUAAGGAGCUGCUGAUGCACCAUGUUAGUCCUCCACCUGCCAGUUCAACUUCUGAGUGCUCCCUUAUUCGAAUGGGUUUUCCUCAGCAUACUAUUGCUUCUCUAUCUGAUCAAGAUGCAAAGCCCUCCUUUAGCAUGGCGCAAUUGGAAAAUAACAGUGACCCAGGUCUUACACUGGGUGGAUAUUUUUGUCCUCAGUGCAGAGCCAAAUACUGUGAGCUUCCUGUGGAAUGCAAAAUCUGUGGUCUUACAUUAGUGUCUGCACCUCACCUGGCUCGGUCUUACCAUCACUUGUUUCCUCUAGAUGCCUUUCAGGAAGUUCCACUGGAACAAUACAAGGGGGAACGGUAUUGUCAAGGCUGCCAGGGAGAAAUAAAAGAUCAAAAUGUGUACAUAUGCAAAGUGUGUCAGAAUGCAUUUUGUGUGGAAUGUGAUCUGUUUGUUCAUGAUUCACUGCACUGCUGUCCUGGCUGUAUUCAUGAGCACCCUGCUCCUGUAUCUGUAUGAUCUCAUAUAUUUUUAAAAAUUGAUUUGUCUUUGUCAUUCUUGCAUAAAUCAUUUUAUUCAGCCAUCACUUUAACUGAGGCAUCUCUGAAGAAGAUUACAGAGGGAUAAACAGUGGCAUAGACACAAACUUAAAUGUUUCAAUUAUUUUAUUACUGUUAAUAUGUACCUGAAUUAUCUGUAUCUGUUUUUUGUUCUUGUCUAAAGAACUAUGGCUUUUCCCAGCUGUUACUAUAAUAAUGUAUAUAUUUGUAAAUGUGUAAGUGAUAAAACUGUUUUUUAUGAUAAUGUGAUGAUUCAUCUUGGUUUCAUUACUUGUUCAAAAAGAAGCCAUGAAAAUAUAUUUUACACAUUUACAUUUGGUUUUGGUGGAUGAUGGAUUUCAAAAUAUUCUUUUGCAAGAAUUAAACAAAGGUGAUUUGAGCAAUUAAUUGUAGAUAUUUCAUGUAUAUUAUUUUCAAGUAUUAUAAGUAUUCACCUUGGUGUUUGUUAAGGCAGCUUAAAUACAGGUGUUAUGAAUGUGCUGAAAACACAUUUUAGGUUUUAAUGGUGCAACUCAAAGCUAACUGAAUUCUAUUACUCCUGUGUCUGCAGCUGUCUGGUUUUGUCAAGUUUCAAUUUCUUGUAGGAGGGUGAGAUUGCUGAAAGGCAAUGAACUUGCAAAAGGGCAAGACCUGAGUUAAUACAAACUAUUGUUUGAUGGACUCAGUAUUGAAUACAAAAAGAGCUGCUGUUUGGUUGUGAGGCUACACUGACUUGACAGAACCCCACAUCAACUUUUUUAAACCUCUAAAGCAACAAGACAGGUGGGUGCAGGAGAGUAAGUGCUCCUCCUUACCUGAACCUUGAAGAAUAGAAAUUGACACAAGUGCAAGACUGAUAUUUUGCAGUGUCUGCUCUAAGUGUGUUUGCAGCUUGAACCUGUGAGAAUUAUAAUGUGCUACACCUCAGUAAAAGGAGGCUACAGGUGCAGUGUUUGAAGCAAUACAUCACAAUGGGUUUUCUAGAGUCACCCUGUGAUGAUUGUAAAUACAUCAGUGACUGAGUUGCUCUGGGUGUAUGUGACUUAAUUUUUGAACUUUGUAUUUUGUCAGAUUAGAAAUGGCAGUAUAACAGCUGAAUUACUAAUGAAAGAGAGGUGAUUAUGAAUGUUAUCUAAAAGAUGUGCAUAAUAUAAUUUAGUAGUCUUUUUUUCCAAAAGAAUGUAAAAUAAUCCUGUAGCAGAGACAAAUAACAAUUAAAUACAUGAGCUGCAUUUUUUUGCUUUGUACUGAUUCCCACAGGUAGUCUGAUUUUCUCAAGUUUGUCAAAUAUAUGGAGACAGAAUUCCAGGGAGUCCAUGAACACUGCAGAAGAGUUAAAACCCUAUGUAAGAAAUGAGUGUGAUAAAGCCCUUUUUAUCCUAUACAUCUCAUUCAUGGUCUUUGACAGAAAUGGCAACUGCUGCAUUUUUUCUCAUACCCUUGUUCAAUCCAGUGUGCAGUGUUUUUGCUGUGGGUUAGAUUUAUUUACUAAGAUGGUUAGAUGUACCCCAUGCAAACAGCACAAGAAAUUCUCUCCUCCUCGUGAAUUUGUCCUGGGCAAAGCUGUGGGUAAUAUUUCAAAAUAUGAUAUCUGUGUUCAGAAGCUGAAGAACCCAGCAGAGACACUCAGAGGUACAGUGUGCAGGAUACAGCCCUUUGAUAGAUGGCUGUUGUAUGCCAGAGGAACAUACUCUUAUUUACUUGACAGAGGUGGGUUUUUCUUUACAGGUCAUUGAAAACAAAACUGGGAGGGAUUGUUGGUUUGAUUUAUAGAAUGGUACAGGUCUGCUUACAGCACUUGAAUAAAUAUACAUUUUAUUUUCAUGCAUUGUUUGGCAAUGCACUGUAUUCUCCAUAAAUGCUGUCAUCCUCAUGAUGAAGAAUACAGGCAACUCACUCAA
Cyanistes caeruleus (blue tit) is the source of this 3352-nucleotide messenger RNA. It is a transcript of the gene GTF2H2, whose product is annotated as general transcription factor IIH subunit 2. Gene Ontology annotation, cellular component: transcription factor TFIIH core complex; transcription factor TFIIH holo complex. The record is from RefSeq and is a predicted model, not a curated record. Gene Ontology annotation, biological process: DNA-templated transcription; nucleotide-excision repair; regulation of transcription by RNA polymerase II. Lineage: Eukaryota; Metazoa; Chordata; Aves; Passeriformes; Paridae. Gene Ontology annotation, molecular function: zinc ion binding.